Molecule: messenger RNA, 2813 nt
Organism: Calypte anna (Anna's hummingbird)
Lineage: Eukaryota; Metazoa; Chordata; Aves; Apodiformes; Trochilidae
Gene: TTC39C
Product: tetratricopeptide repeat domain 39C
Exons: 14
Coding region: 82-1812 (576 amino acids)
Biological process (GO): cilium assembly; otolith morphogenesis
Molecular function (GO): protein binding
Source: RefSeq, a predicted model, not a curated record
CCGCCGAGGACAAGGGGCAGCGGGUGGGUGGGUGAAUAGGUAGGGGGAGAGCCGUCUGGGUCCCGCUGUCUCCUCAUCGUCAUGGCCGGCUCGGAGCAGCCGCCACCGCGGCGGGAGGAUGAAGAAGCGCCGCUGCCCAUCGAGGACGCGGAGCUGGCUCUGGCUGGCAUUAACAUGCUGCUCAACAACGGCUUCCGCGAGUCCGACCAGCUCUUCAAGAAAUACAGAAACCAUAGCCCAUUAAUGAGUUUUGGAGCCAGUUUUGUCAGUUUUUUGAAUGCUAUGAUGACAUUUGAGGAAGAGAAGAUGCAGCUGGCAUGUGAUGACUUAAAGGCUACAGAGAAACUUUGUGAAAGUGAAGAAGCUGGAGUUAUAGAAACAAUCAAGAAUAAAAUAAAAAAGAAUGCUGAUGGACGAAAAUCCACUGUAUCCAUGAUAGAUCGUCUACAAAGACAAAUAAUUGUAGCAGACUGUCAAGUCUACUUGGCUGUACUCUCAUUUGUAAAACAGGAGUUAGCAGCAUACAUAAAAGGUGGGUGGAUACUUCGAAAAGCCUGGAAAAUUUACAAUAAGUGCUAUACGGACAUUAAUACACUUCAGGAAAUAUAUCAGAAGAAAACAACUCAGGAAUCCUUGACUUCUGAUGCUGCAAAUGAUAAUCAUAUUGCUGCAGAAGGUGUAACGGAGGAUUCGCUAAACAGACUGAAAGGUGCUGUUAGCUUUGGAUAUGGACUUUUUCAUCUUUGCAUAUCCAUGGUGCCCCCAAACCUGCUCAAAAUCAUCAACCUGCUGGGUUUUCCUGGAGACCGCCUACAGGGGCUUUCUUCACUGAUGUAUGCAAGUGAAAGUAAGGACAUGAAGGCCCCUUUAGCUACAUUAGCUCUGUUGUGGUACCACACAGUUGUUCGUCCCUUUUUUGCCCUUGAUGGCAGUGAUAACAAGGCAGGAUUGAAAGAAGCAAAAGAAAUUCUUGCAAAAAAAGAAUCUGCUUAUCCCAAUUCUUCUCUGUUCAUGUUCUUCAAGGGAAGGAUACAGCGAUUAGAGUGUCAAAUCAAUAGUGCCUUGACCUCAUUUCACACUGCUUUGGAACUUGCAACAGACCAAAGGGAGAUUCAACAUGUCUGCUUAUAUGAAAUAGGUUGGUGCAGCAUGAUAGAGAUGAAUUUCCAAGAUGCAUUUGAAUCCUUUGAAAGGCUUAAAAAUGAAUCCAGGUGGUCCCAGUGCUACUAUGCUUAUUUAACAGCAGUGUGUCAAGGAGCCACUGGUGAUGUUGGAGGUGCCCAGAAUGUGUUCAAGGAAGUUCAGAAGCUUUUCAAAAGAAAAAACAACCAGAUUGAACAAUUUUCAGUGAAAAAGGCAGAUAGAUUUAGAAAACAAAUGCCAACCAAAGAGCUCUGUGUCCUGGCAUCCAUUGAAGUAUUGUACUUAUGGAAAGCCCUUCCAAACUGUUCCCUCUCAAACUUGCAGCAUAUGAGCCAAGCUUGUCAGGAUGUUGAUGAUUCAUCUGCUGUUGGUUUGAGGAAUUUGCUUCUCGGUGCCAUACACAAAUGCUUAGGAAAUUCUGAAGAUGCUGUUCAGUACUUUCAGCGAGCUGCUAAAGAUGAGCUGUGCCGUCAAAACAACUUAUAUGUCCAGCCAUAUGCUUGCUAUGAACUUGGCUGUCUUCUGCUAGACAAUCCAGAGACUGUGCCAAGAGGCAAAACCUUGCUUCUGCAAGCCAAGGAGGAAUUUUCUGGCUAUGACUUUGAGAACAGAUUGCACGUCCGCAUACACGCAGCCUUAGCCUCUCUAAGGGAAGUAGUUCCACAGUGAUGAACAGGAAGCCUGUUAUCAUUUCCCACAGUUUCUGCACUUUAAGAUGAAGCAGAAGAAACAGCUGUUGGGAAGACCAGCUUUUCUUCUGAAAACCACUUGUGCCAGAGACAGUUUCCUAGUAUGGUCAGAGUUGGUAUGGCUUAGGAAAACAUUACAAUUUAAAUUAAAAGUAAAUCAAGGAGGAAGAAGGUUAAGUGACCUUGUGUUUUUAACUUUUUGGUUUUUAUUUUGUUUAAACCAAGCUGAACACAAUUGUAACUCUGCAGGUGAUCCUGAAUAAGCACACAUGAUGCCCUUCAACAAUAUUGGCAAGUGUGAUUUUUACCUUUUAAAAUAGAUCUAGAUCUAAAAUGUACCAAGAGGAGCACUUCUGUUUUGAUUAGAGAAAUACAAUAAAAGUAAUUGGUGUAAAUGCUGAAAUCUGGAAUGGGCAGAACACUUUUUGUUCUUCAGGCAUUAGCCUGUACACAGUGGGAGGGAAACUGUUCAGCCACAAAAAACAGAUUCUCCUGAAUUUUAGGGGCUUUUGUCAGUGACUUCGUGAUGACUAAUGUGUGAAUUGUAAACCUCACAUCCCCUUCUGUUCUUCGUUCCUCUCCUCCCAACCCAGCUUAUGCUUGUGAUAUAAAUUAUGUCAAUAUUUAGGAUCUCUUGCUUCUGGUACAUUCCAGCCAAACAGUUGGUUUGACAUGCAGUUACAGUGUGGACAGUUUUUAUUCCUGCUUCUUAUAUUAGGGAAUAUUAUUUUUAAAUGCAUAGGACAGAUACAAUAAAUUAAAAUACUUCUCAUUCAAGCUUCAGAAUCUUGACAGCAGUGACCCUUAAAAGUAUUUAAAAAGCCAACCAAACAAAACAGAAAACCAAAAAUCUACUUUGGUAGUUACACCAAUUCUGAGUCUCUAUACUGUAUUCCAAACCUGUGGUGUUAAGAUAUUGAAAUACCUCAGAGAGCUUAAAACUUUUAUUGUGACCAUAUAAUUUUUAAUACUUGGCUGUGU